AUGGCCGAGUCGGUGAUCGAGCUGAAAUGCAAUUGCAACAACUACCCCUGGGGCAAGACGGGUCGCGAGUCGCUGGCCGCGCGGCUCUGCUCCAAGACGAACCCUGAUUUCCAGCUCGAUGACUCCAAGGAGUAUGCCGAGAUGUGGAUGGGCACGUACCCGGAACUGCCAUCCUACUCGCUCAAGACGGGCGAGGAUUUGAAGGACAUCCUGACACAGCACAAGGACGAACUGAUCGGGAAACAAGUGUACGACAAGUUCGGAGCCGACCUGCCUUUCCUCCCCAAGAUCCUGUCCAUCGCAAAGGCGCUGCCGCUGCAGAUUCACCCGGACAAGAAACUGUCGGAGAAACUGCACAGGGAGAACCCGGACCAGUUCACGGAUCCCAAUCACAAGCCCGAAAUUGCUGUCGCUCUGUCCAAAUUCGAGGCCUUUGUCGGGUUCAAACCCCUCGCGGACAUUCAGGAUUUGAUGAAGUUGGAGAUUCUGCGGCCGUUCCUGCCCAGCACCACCGAGGGUCCGACGUUGAGCGAUGAUGAGACUCUGCGGCAGAUUUGUACAAACAUGCUCAAGGCAGAGGAGGAUCUCGUGGCAAAGACGAUGAAGGGCCUGUUGGCGACGCCAGUUCAACAAUACGGGAAGCAGGCGUAUGUGCUCGAUCUGGCCAAGAGAUUGCAGGAGCAGUACGGCAAGCAGGACAACGGGAACCUUGUGGCGCUGGUGUGUAUGAAUUUCUUGGUGUUGGAAGCAGGCUCGGCACUAUACAUCCCUGCGGACGGUAUUCACGCUUACCUCUCGGGCGACAUCGUCGAAUGCAUGGCGAGGUCGAACAAUGUCAUCAACACGGGAUUCUGUCCCAGAGCGGAUCGCGAUUCGGUCGACCUGUUCGCGAAGGCAUUGACCUUCAAGCAACACGACCCGUCGGAACCGAUCCUUAAGCGACAAGCCAGCGAUAAGAGUCGGAACGGCAAGACGGACGAGUUCAAGCCGCCGAUGAGCGAGUUCAACAUGCUUGUCACGGAGCUCUCGGGUGGAGAGAAGGAGGUGGUCAAGCAGAUCGCGGGACCCAGUAUUAUGGUCGUGACGGACGGGAGCGGGAAAAUGAAUGUAGGCGGGCAGGAAUAUGGCCUGCACGAGGGGAGCAUCUUCUUCGUGGGCCAUGGUGUUGAGGUUGAGAUGGCGGCGCAAGACAGGAUGGUCGUGUAUCGGGCGUAUGCGGACUGA
Messenger RNA from Fonsecaea multimorphosa CBS 102226, 1224 nucleotides. RefSeq lists its product as uncharacterized. Gene Ontology annotation, biological process: carbohydrate metabolic process; GDP-mannose biosynthetic process. Gene Ontology annotation, molecular function: zinc ion binding; mannose-6-phosphate isomerase activity. The transcript has a single exon. The record is from RefSeq and is a predicted model, not a curated record. Gene Ontology annotation, cellular component: cytosol. Lineage: Eukaryota; Fungi; Ascomycota; Eurotiomycetes; Chaetothyriales; Herpotrichiellaceae. Bases 1 to 1224 code for a protein of 407 amino acids.